AUGAAAACAAAAUCAAAAAUUGAUGAGGAACCAAUACAAAAUACAAAACGUCGUCGAAUUGAAAAAAAUAAUAUUCAACAAACUCAUAUAGAAUAUGAUUCAUUAGAAAAAUAUGGAUAUCAUUUUAAAAAAGGCAAACUGGUCUCAAUUGAAACUGGUAAACCAUUUAAAUUCGAUGUGUUUUCAGAUCAAGAAGAAAAUCAAAAACGAUAUGAAUCAAUUGGUAAAUUAAUUGAUAAUGCUGUAUAUGAAUUACUUGAGAAUACAUGUCAAUUACAACGUGUUAUAGUACCAGUUGAUGCAAAAAAAGGUGAACAUACAAGUUUUAUUUUUAUAAGUAAUGAUUUAUCAACUGCUGAUUAUCUGAUGGUAAUUAUUCAUGGUACAGGAGUUGUACGAGCUGGUCAAUGGUCUCGCAAAUUAAUAAUCAAUGAAGGUUUAGAAGUUGGUUCUCAACUGGAAUAUAUUCAACGAGCUCGAGCCGCUGGUUAUGCUAUUAUUGUUACUAAUACUAAUUUGAAUAGUUUUGAAUCUCCUCGAUUGCUUCGUCGUUCAGCAAUAUGUUCUAUUCGUGGUAGUGCCAGUGCUGAAGAACAUGGAUGUUAUGUAUGGGAACAUUUUAUUCAUCCGAGUCAUGCUAAAUAUAUUUGUAUUAUGGCACAUUCAUAUGGCGGUGCUGUAGUACUUGAAAUGGCUCAUCGUUUUCUAAAAGAAUUUGAUAAAAGAGUUUUUGCUGUUGCAUUAACAGAUUCACCUAUGACAGUUUAUGGACGACGAGUUAAGAAAAAUGUUUUAAAAAUGCUUAAACAGAGAACAAUUAAUUGGGUUGUUGAUACAGAAGAAGUAGAUACUGAUUUAGGAGAAGAUGAUUGUUCACAAAUACGGUCUGCAGGUCAUAGAGUACAUGAAUGGACAUCAUAUACAGCAAUUGAUGCAAUUUUUGAUUUUUUUACUGAAGAACGUCGAAAACUUAAACGAAAUUAA
Messenger RNA from Rotaria sp. Silwood1, 984 nucleotides. Lineage: Eukaryota; Metazoa; Rotifera; Eurotatoria; Philodinida; Philodinidae. The record is from the annotation of a GenBank genome assembly.